Messenger RNA from Colletotrichum costaricense, 291 nucleotides. RefSeq lists its product as uncharacterized. Bases 1 to 291 code for a protein of 96 amino acids. The record is from RefSeq and is a predicted model, not a curated record. The transcript has a single exon. Lineage: Eukaryota; Fungi; Ascomycota; Sordariomycetes; Glomerellales; Glomerellaceae.
AUGGUCACCCCCAGAGCCCCAGACAUUCUUGGGCGAGCUCAGCCCCCCGUCACGAAUUGGACCCAACGUCUUAACGAAGCAAUUUCUCUGCGCACCACGGUCAUUCGAUGGAAACAGCACCAUGGCCAGGCCCAAAAUAACGACUUGCAAUACGAUUCACCGCUCACCGAAAACCAAAAGGAAAACACGCCAAGCACGAGCAAGACUCGGUCAAAGGCCCUGUCGAGUCAGCCCACAAUGCCGAGCCAUGAGCCGUUGGGUCGCCACUCCUUUGCGCCGGCUCCCUUCUAA